Molecule: messenger RNA, 1326 nt
Organism: Mus pahari (shrew mouse)
Lineage: Eukaryota; Metazoa; Chordata; Mammalia; Rodentia; Muridae
Gene: Get3
Product: guided entry of tail-anchored proteins factor 3, ATPase
Exons: 7
Coding region: 457-1134 (225 amino acids)
Biological process (GO): post-translational protein targeting to endoplasmic reticulum membrane
Cellular component (GO): GET complex
Molecular function (GO): ATP binding; ATP hydrolysis activity
Source: RefSeq, a predicted model, not a curated record
AAUCACGUGAGCAGGGUCCAAGAUGGCGGCGGGGGUGGCCGGGUGGGGGGUUGAAGCAGACGAGUUCGAGGAUGCACCUGAUGUGGAGCCGCUGGAACCCACGCUUAGCAAUAUCAUCGAGCAGCGUAGCCUUAAGUGGAUCUUCGUCGGGGGCAAGGGUGGCGUUGGUAAGACCACCUGCAGCUGCAGCCUGGCAGUCCAGCUAUCGAAGGGACGGGAGAGUGUUCUGAUCAUUUCCACGGACCCAGCUCACAACAUCUCAGACGCUUUCGAUCAGAAGUUCUCCAAGGUGCCUACCAAGGUCAAAGGCUAUGACAACCUCUUUGCUAUGGAGUUGAGGCCCCCUCUGGGAGUCCGUCAUCGCAGCAGCCUGAGUCUGGUCCCCUCGGCCCCCAGGAGAUAGACCCCAGCCUGGGCGUUGCAGAGCUCCCCGACGAGUUCUUCGAGGAAGACAACAUGCUGAGCAUGGGCAAGAAGAUGAUGCAGGAGGCCAUGAGCGCCUUCCCUGGCAUCGAUGAAGCCAUGAGUUAUGCUGAGGUCAUGAGGCUGGUGAAGGGCAUGAACUUCUCCGUGGUAGUGUUCGACACAGCACCCACCGGCCAUACACUCAGGCUACUGAACUUCCCUACCAUCGUGGAGCGGGGCCUGGGCCGCCUGAUGCAGAUCAAGAACCAGAUCAGCCCCUUCAUCUCACAGAUGUGCAACAUGCUGGGCCUGGGGGACAUGAAUGCUGACCAACUGGCCUCCAAGCUGGAAGAGACGUUGCCUGUCAUCCGAUCCGUUAGCGAACAGUUCAAGGACCCUGAACAGACAACGUUCAUCUGUGUGUGCAUCGCCGAGUUCUUGUCCUUGUACGAGACGGAGCGGCUGAUCCAGGAGCUGGCUAAGUGCAAGAUCGACACCCACAACAUCAUCGUCAACCAGCUUGUCUUCCCUGACCCUGAGAAACCCUGCAAGAUGUGUGAGGCUCGACACAAGAUCCAGGCCAAGUACCUGGACCAGAUGGAAGACUUAUAUGAAGACUUUCACAUUGUAAAGCUGCCACUGUUACCUCACGAGGUUCGGGGAGCCGACAAAGUCAACACCUUCUCUGCCCUCCUCCUGGAGCCCUACAAGCCCCCCAGCACCCAGUAGCCACCCCCAUCCCUGCUGCUGCCACUUCAUACCCUCCUCUUUCCCCAUGGGGCAGAGUUUGCACAACCCCCAUAAUGCAGGGGGCCACUUAGGAGGUGGGAGGGGGUCUGUUCCCCCUGGUGGGGCCUGGGGAGGCUGCAAUGCCCCCCACCUCUUCCUGCCUCACACUCCUCAAUAAAAUAAUGUUAAACA